UGAAGGUGUAAUACUGACGAAGAGGUGGUGUUGGGGGUCAGCAAGAGUAGGAAGAGGAGUGCAAGUUAGCGCCACUGUUCACCUCCCACUGAAACCAAUUAGCGGGACUAUUUUUAAGACUCGUUGUGACUCGGGAGAGAAGGACAGGGAAAGGACAACGGGAUUCUUGUGUUUUCUAAAGUGGUGAGAAGUUACUUAAGUGUUCGUGAUUUAUUUUUUUGUAAGUGUUAAGAGAAAAGUUUGAUAAAGUGCAUUAUUGAGGUUCCUUUUCUGUGUGUGUGUGAGAGAGAGAUUGACGGUGUUCAUUGUGUUGUGUAAGGAAGCCUUAUCUGCCUCGAUAUGAUGCUGUCUUAGUUGUUAUAAAGCUUUUGGAAGCCUUCUGUUGAGUGAAACUUCUUGGAACUUGGUGAUCGUCAUAUAGUGAACUGUCUGGACAUAGGAAAUAGCGAAUGUACCUUUUAUAAAGCAUCUAAAGCAGCUUAAAAACAACGCGUGAAGCUCAUUCUCUCUCUAUUAAUCUCUUAAAUUCAAAAGACAAAAAAGUUACUUGGAAUUUCAAAGCCUGUGAAUUUUUGCGUAACCUUGAAGAACUGGCCUGAUUUGCUUGACCCUUCAUGGCUUCUGGUGACCUGCGCUUGUGAGCUUCCCAGCAGUAGAAAUUCUAUACCCUCUCUUCACUUCAACUUGGUGACCUGAUCUGAGAGUCUCUGCCUCCUGGUGACUCAAACUCUGUGAACACCUCUGAGUCACCGGAUACUUCCUUCAACUCCUCGUAGGAAUGUGUAGAUCGUCCUUGAUGCUCCGGUUAAGACCUGAUAAUCUCCCUUGUGAAAUCUCUUGAAUCUCCUUAGAGACCCUUAAUCUCUCCCCUCUCGUGUGUGUCUCUCUCUCUCCUGCCGACGGUCUCAUUAUGGUGUGUGAGAUGAUGCUCAUGACUGUGUAUGAUAAUAUUGUUCUGAUGGUGGACUCCGACUGUCAGCUCACGGUACACGAUAACUCAAGCUACAAGGGAUCUGACCGUGACUCUCCUCCAAGUUCUUGACACGCUCGAGUAUCAUAUCCGCUCACUCCUCCUCGAUCAUUCAAGUUACUGCUCAUGGGGAGUGAUUCACAAGCAUCUAUGUGACAAAGAGUGUAAAGAGAAUAAUAACCUAAGGCUGAUCGUGUAAUGAAAUGUGGUGAGACAAACCUUGAUGACGGUGUUGGUGAAUCAGUGAAGCAAAUCAAGAAACACAAUAAUAUUAGUUCCUUCAGAUACCACGUGAUGUUCUUCUCGUUCGUACGAUAAGUCUGAGAGCGCCAGUAAUGUAUUGUACUCAGUAGAUCAGUAUACACAGUGUUAUCUUAGGCCUCGGCAGUGUUUUAUAUACCCAAGCGAUUUUUGCAGUCAUGAAGCUAGUCCGUUUUGGGCCUCGUGAACCACAAGAAGCAGAAGUCAACAGCGUUUGAUCUGUUGACUCACACCACCCACCACCCAUCUCUCAUACCUCUUGGAGCUCCCCGCCCACCCGUGACCGGCCAUGUGGGCGUCGCGGGCGUUAGUGGGCGUGGGCUGGGCCAUAGUCCUAACAUGUGUCUUGGCCAUCACGGACACCAUACCCGACCAGGAAGUGUCGGUGACGGUGGAUGGCGUGGAGGGUGAAAGCGCCUCUGUUCCCUGUGACCUCUUCCCUACUGACCCCAAGGACAAGGUCAACCUCAUCCUCUGGUACAAGGACGAGGCCAAGGACCCCAUAUACAGUUACGACGCCCGCCGAGCCGUCUUCCCCAGCGAGCGACACCACCUGAAGGACAUUGGUCUCAAGGGACGCAUCGUGUUCACCCCUUCGCCAGGAGAACCCAUCCCCCACACUCUCACCAUCAGCAGGCUGUCAGGUAGUGAUGCUGGUCGGUACGCCUGCCGAGUGGACUUCAUGAGAGCCCAGUCCACCACCAAGGCGGCCAGACUGAGAGUAGUGGCACCUGUGGAUUCUCUCUCCAUCACCGACUCUGACAGUCACCCAGUGCCACCCGUGUUGUCACCCAUACCUGAAGGUGGCACUCUCAACAUCACCUGUACUGCCAGAGGGGGUCGUCCUCAGCCUAAGGUAUCGUGGUGGUUUAGGCAGUGA
Messenger RNA from Homarus americanus (American lobster), 2111 nucleotides. Its product is annotated as nectin-4-like. The transcript has 5 exons. The record is from RefSeq and is a predicted model, not a curated record. The coding region runs from base 1521 to 2111 and encodes 196 amino acids. NCBI's taxonomy places the organism in Eukaryota, Metazoa, Arthropoda, Malacostraca, Decapoda, Nephropidae.